CAGAAAUUACUAGAAGCAAAAAAUAUAUAUACAAAAAAAAGAAACCAAUAAUGUUUUCUGUUUUUUAAUUUAAUUUAGUAUAAGCUAAUAAAAUUACUCAAGAAUUCAAACCAUUGUUUUUAAAAGUACAUUAGUAUAAAUCAAACAUAUCCAGAAGGCUGAUUUCAUAAAAUAUACUAUAGUAUCUAGAAGACGGCUGAGAAAAUCACGCGCCGGGCGUUAGUAAGUGAGUAAACUAGAAGACAAUAAAUCAAACUCAGAGUCUAUUAAUGUUUUAUAAAAAAAUAAAAAAUAAAUAUCUAAGAGUUCGAGAAAGCACGAGGAACAUUCUCAUCCACACGAAAGUCUCCUAAGCUACGCGGUGUCGCAAGUCGUGACCACAUAACUCGCAUCUUCGUUCUCUACCCCUUCAUUUUCCACGUAAUUACGAUAACACCACACUUCCUUCCCUGCCACUUACUUAUCCACCAAGUCACAAGGGUAUAUCCGUCAUCUUUCCACACGUCUUCAGUCCACACAACAUAUCUAUAAAUACAUGCCAAACAAAAACACAAACACAACAACAGCUCACAACAAUAACAAUCACACCAACAUACCUACACACAAACCUUCAAUUUUAACAUCUGAAAAAAAAAUGGUUGCAAUUUCUGAGAUUAACUCGGCGGUGGAGGCAACGGCGGCGAACUGUCUGAUGCUUCUAUCAAGAAUCGGACAAGAACCCGUGGGAGAUCAAAAACGCGUUUUCACAUGUAAAACGUGUUUGAAAGAGUUUCAUUCGUUUCAAGCGUUGGGAGGUCACCGUGCGAGUCACAAGAAACCUAAUAGCAAUGAGAGUCUCUCUGGAUUAGUGAAGAAAGCUAAAGCACCGUCGUCGCAUCCUUGUCCGAUAUGCGGAGUGGAGUUUCCCAUGGGACAAGCUCUAGGAGGUCACAUGAGGAGACACAGGAACGAGAGUGGCGGAGCGUUGGUUACACGUGAUUUAUUGCCGGAGCCGACGAUGACGACGUUGAAGAAGUCGAGCAGUGGCAAGAGGGUUGCUUGUUUGGAUCUGAGUUUGGGGAUGGUGGAGAAUUUGAAUCUCAAGUUGGAGCUUGGAAGAACUGUUUGUUGAUUUGUUUUGUCUCAUUCUUUGAAUUUCCAUAAAUAGUUUAGAUUUGUAUAUACAUAUCUGCAGAAUUUAGGAAACUUUUAUAGAGUGUAAUCUUUUCUUUCCUAGUGAUUGGUGAAUAUAUUUACAUAGCAUUGGAGUUUAUGAUAUUUUUCACUUUUAUAAAAAUAAACAUCACAUAUUACUUACUUUUGUUUAAUUAACA
Messenger RNA from Eruca vesicaria subsp. sativa (arugula), 1313 nucleotides. The record is from the annotation of a GenBank genome assembly. NCBI's taxonomy places the organism in Eukaryota, Viridiplantae, Streptophyta, Magnoliopsida, Brassicales, Brassicaceae.